AACAGUAACUAUAGCUUUAAAACAGAAUAAUAUACUGGUAAAUGCAUAAUUAGUUUGCUUUCCACUUGGAUUACUUUUUCAAUUUUGAGUUUUGGUGGUUUUAUGGGCAAUAAACUUUAAUGCCAAGGAGACUGGAGGGACAAGGACCAAAAUGAAACAACUUCUCCUUGCCACAUGUUUGUCAGCCUUAAGUUGUUGCUUGGCAUCAGAACUGUCUUUCAUUUUGGAACCCAGCGAUGUGAUCGCAGUAAGGGAUCAACCACUCAUGCUGGAUUGCCAGGUGCAGGGCGAGCGACCAAUUACAAUCACAUGGCGUAAAAAUGGGAUGACCUUACCCUUCAGCCCACGAGUCCAGGUACUGGAAAAUGGAACACUGUUAAUUCAAAGAUUCCAGAAACGCAGAGAGGGGAGUGAUGCAGACAUGGGCGAGUAUGACUGUGCUGCACAGAAUCGUUAUGGCUUGCUGAUGAGCCGCAAGGCCAAAGUUCAUUUGGCGUCUCUUCCAAAGUUCCACACUCAUCCAGUAUCCAUGUCUGUGAAUGAGGGAGGAGUUGCUCGCUUCCAGUGUCAAAUAAAUGGUAUUCCUGAGGCUACCAUUACAUGGGAAAAAGAUAAAGGACCAUUGAACACUUCUGACAGCAGGUACACUCUUCUUCCAAUGGGUAUCCUACAAGUAACAGGUGUAAGGAAGGCAGACACAGGGAUUUUUCGCUGUGUGGCCACCAAUAUCGCAAACACUCGUUACAGUCAUGAGGCCACACUCAAUGUUACAGGUGGAGCUCCUAGAAUCUAUAAGGAGCCAGUCAUCCUGUCUGGGCCCCAGAAUCUUACCAUCACUAUCCAUCAGACUGCCAUUUUGGAGUGCAUUGCCACAGGAAACCCUCGGCCCAUUGUUUCUUGGAGCAGGCUAGAUGGACGUUCUAUUGGAGUGGAGGGUAUACAGGUCCUCGGGACAGGCAACCUGAUGAUCUCAGAUGUCACCCUGCAGCACUCUGGUGUUUAUGUGUGUGCUGCCAAUCGGCCUGGUACCAGAAUGAGACGCACAGCACUGGGACGCCUGGUGGUACAAGCUCCACCUGAGUUCUUGCAAUGGCCACAGUCAGUGUCCAGACCAGCAGGGGGCAGUGCUGUAUUCACCUGUGUUGCUCAGGGUGUCCCUGAUCCCCACCUAAUUUGGCUGAAGAAUGGCAAAGUCUUGAUGUCAGGACAAACUGUCAAGCUGACAAAUAAGAACAGCACUUUAGCUCUGACCCAUAUAAGCUCAGAUGAUGAGGCUAUCUACCAGUGCAUCGCAGAGAAUAGUGCUGGUACUAACCAGGCAAGUGCCCGUCUAGCUGUGGCCCAAGCUAAAGACCUGCCUGCUGCCCCCCAAGACCUCAUGGCAAGUGCUUUGUCCAUCAACACCCUGCAAAUAACAUGGAGUAAUCCGCCCAUCAGCAUUGCUGAUGGCAUCAUCGGAUAUGUCUUACACAUCCGCAAACUGGGCGAACCUGAUCAUAUGGAACUGCAGGAGGCCAUAAGUAAGGACACUUUUCAGCAUGAUGUAACCAACCUGGAACCUAGCACAACCUACUCUCUCUACCUGAAAGCCUACUCUUCCUUGGGGGCAAGCCAGCAGUCCAACAGUGUAAUUAAAACAACACUUGGCAGUGUCCCAACCCCACCCAUCUGCUUUACCAAGGUACUUAACUCCACCUCUGUGCAAGUCCGCUGGGAGCCACCUGCUAAGCCGGGGAAAGUUGAGGGCUUCAAAUUGACAUUUCGCAGAAUCCCCCUCACUGACUACCAAGAGCCAAUUGAACUGCCUUUUCAUGCCAGUGCUCACACCAUAUCAAACCUUGAACCUAGAGCUGUGUAUGAAAUUAAACUGGUGGCCUACAAUGGAAACGGAGAGAGUGACUCCUCCAAGAGGCUGGUGUCGGUAGCAGGGCAAGGCAUAAGUGACCAAAUCAAUGGUGGAAACAGGUUAUGUCAGUGCAGGGAUGCUGAAGCCUCUCUGAGCAGCGUCGUCAUUGGGAUUCAUAUUGGCACGGCCUGCAUAAUCUUUUGCGUCCUCUUUCUUAUAUUUGGAUACCGUCACAGCCUGUUCUGCAGUGAAGGGACUCAGGUCAACUGGUCUAUACCUAGAUUCCAUGCAGGACAAAACAUCCCUAAAGAGGGAACAUACUACCCCCAGAUGGAGUCUGAAGCUCAGCAGAUGGUCCGUCCUGCACGUUGCCAAGUUAUAAUCGAGCAGAAUCCAACGGGUGUGUCUGACAUGGGAACUGGCUGACAUUAGUCAAUAUCACCACUUCACCCUCAUUCAUUUCCUCCCCUGCACUUCUUUCAAAGUCCAGUUGAAAAUGGGCAUAUUCUCCAAACCCUUCGACUAGUUAUGUGUUCAUUUGUAGGCUAGGAUGUAUUCUGGUCAUUUAUAAGCCUGAAGCUAAUCUCUACCCCUACCUCAGACCAAAGUUUAUUGCCUUUAUCCUGCUUGUGCGAUUGCACAUGAGCUUCAUUCUCUAUUAUUUGCCUGUGUGCUGAGAAAUUACUGUUUCUCCUGAUAAUGACUUAUGACAGAAUUAAUUUUAUGUUUAUACCAAAGACAUGUCACUUUUUCACUAGGAGUCUGCUUCAAAUUUGAAACCAAAUUUUAUUAUAUGACUGAGACGAUAUGAUGUAUGUUGUGACAACUUUACCUUCUAAUCAAGAAAAACAGUGGCCUCUGGAAACAUUUUGUUGUGAGGUAUGAUUGAUUUGAAAAUAGUCUCAUCAGUUUAAAAACCCUUUAGUAAAAAAGAAAAAAAAAUCUUACUAGAAAGUGUUUCCUGAUUUGUUUGACCCAAAAAUAGGGAGGGUUAAAAGUAUUUUAAGAUUUUGUCCAAAGAAAACAACGUAAUUCUGACACACUGUAUGUAUUUCAGCAAUGCUAAAUCUAUUAGCUAUCCUACCAAAUAAAGCUAGUAAUUAGCAUUUCUUUUUAACCAAUGCCAGUUUUGUGCCACUGACCUAUCCUGUCCAGAGAGGAUGAAUACCAUGGGAUUUAUCUGUUGGAGUACUUUUCAAAAACGCCAAAGGCCUUAUUGCACCACACACUCACGUUUGGAACCUCUUGGAUGCUUAAUAUUUACUUCAACUUGUUCUUUUUCUGCAGAAUGCAGAAAAAGAAGCUGUUCCAUGUCAUGGAAAACAUGGAUUACCAAUAGUGCUCUGAGAUACUUUGGAAACAACAAUAGUUUUCCAUUAAUGUUUUUAUCUGUGCCAGAAAGGCAAGUUUGAGGCACCACUGGCAAAUUAUUUUUCCUGACAUCACGCAACCUACUACAAACUUCAGAGACAGAGUGUGCACCUCAAGAAGUUUUAAGGUGAAAUCUACCAGAAUGCAUGAACAAAGACUGUCACCAGGAAAGCCUUUCCAAAAAGAACUAUGAAAAGUUGAAUUGUAU
Molecule: messenger RNA, 3425 nt
Organism: Poecilia reticulata (guppy)
Lineage: Eukaryota; Metazoa; Chordata; Actinopteri; Cyprinodontiformes; Poeciliidae
Source: RefSeq, a predicted model, not a curated record